UGUCAGGUUGGACUUGGAGAUAUGAAUAGUGAUUUGAUGGUGUUUAUUUGUAUUAACGGUUUUGAUAGUGGACGUAGGUAAAUGAUACGGACAGGUAAACUUACCUGGGUUAUGUAUAGGUAUAUGUUUACAGGUAUAAACACACAUCUAUAUACAUACCUGAAAUACACAGGUGCUCUGUGGUAACUGUGCAUGUAUACAAACACGGCGAUAUACAUAUACAUACAGCCACAGGUAUGCUCAGGUGUUUUCUGUAUACCCAGAUACACACACAGGUGAGGUUCGGGCCGCGCUCUCUCUGAUCACAAGUUUACAACGGUAUACCACGGACUCACCGAGAAGACGGACUACCUUCUAUACCAUGGAGGCAACACAGGAACUUGAAAUGUAUAUAGACAAUGGCCGGUUCGCCAAACAGUGCUAGGAGUCACAGUAACGCAACAAUAGACAACAGUGGUACAGCUAGCCCAGCCGCAUCUAUCAACGGAGACGUUUUGUCCCGAAUUAAUGAAAGUUACCACGAAUCAAAAGCAAACCAGAUCUUCCGACUUUUACAAGAUCAGGAGAAUCUAAACAAAGUGUUAACGUCAAAGCCUAGCUGCGUAAAGUUAGCAAAAGACGACGAAGACGAAAUCGACGACAGUUUAAGCGAGGAUUCUUUGAAAGCAACUGAAAAACGGCUUUCAGUCCGGCUAUCGUUACAUAGACAAAGGGGCGGGAGGUCGAAGUCUUCUGUGGGAUUUUAUCACAAUGCUGAGGAUAUAAGUUCUGACGAAGACAACGAAAAAACCGACGAAAUGGCAGAACAAGAACGUCAGAUAAACACGCGGGUCAACAGACCCAAAUCAAGCUAUGUAAGACGAACCACGAUGUGUCAGAGUUAUGGUGACAGCGACGAUGAGCCUCGACCGCAGGUUCGGCCAAUGUCGCGUUGCGGGGUUCGAAGCGGGGACCCUCGGAGUCGUCGAAUGGUACUUAAGGAAACCAACUACAAUAACCAACAGGAAGUUCCCUUCAGGAAUCAAGUAGACGCGGAUCUCGACAAAGAUUCUGUGGACGGAACAAAGAACUAUGAUAAAUACGCGAACACACGAUAUGCGCCUACGACUGGUCUCAUACGGCAGAGAUCACGGAUCAGAGGAUUUUGUGACACUAGUAUGGCGACCGAUAUGUCUGUCUCUUCAUCAAGUACUGACAACAUGAACGCUAAAAAUAACUGCCAAAUUCAGGAGGAGACGACGGUUCUUUCCAUAGAUCCCCCGGACUCGGCACGGGAGUCUUCACCUCUACAGAAACACAGGAGACAGCAACUGAAAUCUGCACGGUCGAAUAGACCGACAUCUGAAAACGUGUUCUUAGUACGACAGCGGACGGAAUCCCGCCUUUCAAGGGGGCCCCAUACUACCACAUCUAGGCCCAAAUCAGAAAAAACUUUAGUUAACGCGUCAGGGAAUACAAAAUCUCUCUUGACUAUUGACACCAGUCCAAACCAGGGCACAACAUCAUCAAAGACUUACCAGUCACAGCAACUCCCUCUUAACACACUAACGCAACCACAGCGGCUUCAAAGGGAAAGUUACGACCGGAAACCGCAAGCGAGACCGGUCUCGCGUAGGGCUUCUCUCCGAGCUGAAGGUUCGGGGGCCGUUAGGAGUUCAACAAAAAACAUGUCUGUAUAUGGGGGAAGAGCACAGGCUAUUGGACUAAUGAAGCUACCCCCUCUGGACCCGGCCGUGAGUCAACGAGCCGAGCGAGCGCUAGUCAUCCCUACCGGAGAAACGUGUGCUUAGGUAACCAUGGAAACUGCAACGUACUUCCUUAUUCAAAUGUGCAUCACGUACUUCCGGCUCAUAAAGCGGGGGAGGUUUUAUUGUGGACAACUUAUUUGAGGACUCUUGGAGCUACUUCCGGCUUGAGAUAGAGUUUUGGCGUUGUACCACAUACUUUAAUGACAAUUUCUUUGGAGACGUGGUACAACUUACGGAUUGAUAAGUAAGGAAAUCCCAUAAUAUUUCCAUCGAAUUGAUAAGUGAAUAAGUCAUGUAUAUAUAUGCCUCAUGGUAAUACUUUUCGAAUCUUUUUCUGUUGUUCCAUUUAUUAAGUCGCCGAGGAGACAUUUCUUCUUUAAAACCUGAACUGAAUUGUUUGUUCUCAGUUAGUAUUGCUUCUUAUGACGUCAGAUUCUUACUGUCAACGUUCAUUGUCUUUACAGUAAAGACGAUAUCCACAAGGUAUAUAUAUAUAUAUAUAUAUAUAUGUAUAACUUAACGGUGUGAAAUUAGCAUGUCUUCUUCACUGAAAGAAGUCACAGUGGAUUGGUCGAUAUUUGUUUCACUUGGGAAAAGAAUGGAUUAUUGAACCAAGGUUUGAUAAAUACAGGUACGUUCGUGGACGUUGUUCCCUUAAUUUUAAAAUGACCAUUUAAUUUUAAUGGUACAAAAACAAAUAUGCAUUGACAUAUUUACCUGUCUUUUGGAGGAAAAACAACAACAAUUAAAUGUCGAAUUAAAAAUAUAUUAUUUGACUGAUUAUCAUCGUUACUCGUUUGCUGUACUUCAAAGCAACCGACCGUGAAAUUGUAACUGCUAUGGUUGAGAUGCGUUAGAAAGGAGGCAGUUUCUAAAACGGCAAGCGAUACCUGUACAUGUCAAACAGAAGCAAUUCUUUGCUUUCAAAUUCUUUUGUUAUGAUGGAAAUUUAAAUACUUGUUAUAAAACAUGUUUCCUGAUUAAACAUUUUAAGAAAUGU
Molecule: messenger RNA, 2748 nt
Organism: Mizuhopecten yessoensis (Yesso scallop)
Lineage: Eukaryota; Metazoa; Mollusca; Bivalvia; Pectinida; Pectinidae
Exons: 2
Coding region: 399-1790 (463 amino acids)
Source: RefSeq, a predicted model, not a curated record